AUGGCAAGUUUUUUGGCAGGGCAAGACAAUAAGCGACUAUCUUUAAUUCCCCAAACAGUGCACUUUGUGGUCUAGAUUUCUCCCCACUCAUGACAGCGACUCGCGAUCCAGUUUUCACAUCCACCAAGUUUGUUGACCCAACACCAGCACCAAAGUCAGUUCCUCCAGUAGAGGAAAUCGGUCUGACAUCAGCUCCUCUUAAGAGUGCAUCCUUCUUCAUUGGACAAUAUUGCAAAGACUACAAUGCUGACUUUAUGCUCUGUAAGAACGAGAACAAUGAUCCCGAGCAUUGUUUAAAGGAGGGCAGAAAGGUCACCAGAUGUGCAUUAGAUCUUAUCAAGAAGCUUCGUGAAAACUGCGAUGCCGAAUUUGAAAAGCACUGGAAGUGCUUGGAUGUCAAGAACCAGGAUUAUUAUCAAUGCCGCAAGGAAGAACGCCAGUUCAAUUCGUGUGUUUUUGAGAAAUUGGGAUUGCAAAAGAACAUCCCAGGAUCACCAGAAGGUCAACCACAAAUUAACGAAAAGCGUAACCCCAUCAUGAAACCUCACCAAAAGUAGACAAAUAAUAAAAGCGGCGUAGAAUGUCUUUUUUCCAUACCGAAUCUAUUAAAAGCAAUGCAAAGAGCAAGCGGAAUUUUAUUACAUGAAGUGGGAACAAAUAAGCUACUAUAGGUAUUGCAGUGUGUGAUCAAAGGCGAAAUGGCCACUAGAGCGAAAGGAUGAAAUAUAUACAAAUGAAUGGCUACAGCCCAAGUUCAAUACGAUGGCGAGGACGGAAUAUCAUCGGCGUCUUUAGUACUAUACGCAUGCAACGCGUGUUGU
Molecule: messenger RNA, 821 nt
Organism: Umbelopsis ramanniana AG
Lineage: Eukaryota; Fungi; Mucoromycota; Umbelopsidomycetes; Umbelopsidales; Umbelopsidaceae
Exons: 4
Coding region: 90-557 (155 amino acids)
Biological process (GO): mitochondrial electron transport, NADH to ubiquinone
Source: RefSeq, a predicted model, not a curated record